GUACAACACUCCAGUCAUUCCGCUCCGCGCACCCGCGAGUCCCGUUCGGUGUUCCCAGCAAAUCGGCACUAACGGAGCUACCAGGAGCUUUCAGACAAAAAACCACGGGAAAAUAAACAUUCCAGACCGUUCUCUCAAUAGCGCGGCAGAUACAUAAUAUUGUUGCUGAAUAUACCGGGAAUGACUAGGGUGGAAGUGAGCUUUGAAACGGCGUGCUCAGACAGAACCCAACAUGGCGCUGCGAGAUACGACCAAGCUGAAUUAAUUUCUGGAGUCCGCGGUGCGGACCUCGCCACCUGUAUCCUUGCGCACUGCUAAACGGUACGUUACCACGCCAACGGGACGUUCUAUAGGUCAAACGGAUAACUGGAAACCGUGUUUCUAGCGAUUUUUCAAACAAAGUCGAAUUGAACAACAUUUUCUUGUGUGGAAACCUAGUGACAUUUCACUCUGAAAAAGUAUUCUGAAAAUAACACGCUGAGUGUUAAGGAACCACUAUCAUUAAGUUUAAUUGAAUGAGAAGUAAAUAACCAUCAAACAACUAUUCUGCUUAUUUACAUCCAACUGUUUGAAUAUUCACCGGCCCGGGAUGUCUAUAUAUUUUUAAGGAAAAUCGUAGUCUACUGCACGGAUAUUUGCUCAAAGCCUGAAAGAACUUGGAAAAACAGGAAAAGGGCGUCAAGUUGCAGGCGUUUGGAAAUAGCGGUUGUUGACCAGAGUGGUGGUCGGUUGGAGGUGUUGUAGGACAGAUGAGGGAAUGACAUGCUCUCCGCUACACCAAUGUACGGAACGGUUCCCCCAUGGAUGAGUCGCGAGAGGGCCCAAAUGUGCGGCUUGGUCAUGGAAGAGAGGAGAGAACCUGUUAGUGAUGCAGAAACCCAGAGAAACCAGGAUUUAAGGGAAGCGAAUCACAUCACACAAAGCAUGGUGGAUGCUAGGUUAACUUCUCUGGCUGCCGUCGGACUGGACCGGAACACACUCCUGCGAGACGGCCGCCUGCAUGGCGGAGUGGUUUACCCAGGGAUCCGAGCAUUAUCGACAGAGAAGUCCCGCGAAAGGGCCCUCCCUCUGAGCUAUGGCCGAGAGGGCCUUCCAGACCUCCUCUACAAGCCAGAGGUCUCGAUGGACAGGAGCAAAGCCGCCAACGGCUAUAUGGGCCUGUACAAGAGCCCUCCACCGGGACUCCAGAGGGGGCCAGAGGCGCUGGGGCUGGACAGGAGAAGUGUAGCUGGGGAGAAGCCAUCAGAACUGGGCUUGGGGGGUGCUAGUGUGGGAGCAGGUGGUUUCUUGCAUCUGCCCUGGGGGCUGGGUCCGGGGCUGUACCCCGAAGCAGGCCUGUACCCCUUCAUGGAGUCCUCCAAGUACCUCAGCAUGUACAAGGCCCAAUACCUCAGCCAAACCGGACCCUACCUGCCACAGCACCUGGCCUACCAGUCUCUCUGUGCCCCCCAGGGGGCUUCCUCCGCCGCCGAGAGGCUCUACUACAUGGGCCCCUACCCCCCCUCCCCCAUGGCCUCCCCCUUGGUGGGCUCUCCCAUGAGGAUCCCGGCUGUAUCCGUGGCCCCCACCUCCAUGGUACACUGCCAGGAGAAGGGGCUGAGUGGCAGCUCUCGAAUCCAACAUGAAGGCACUCCUUUCGGACAACAGCUCCACCAGCCUCCCCCUCUUCCGGCCCAGCACAUUCAGCCCCCCCACACAGAGCGAGACUGCCUUCCCAGUGGGAGCAGUAAGCCCACUGGACCCCCGUCCAACAAAGGAGCCAGUAACAGCAGUGUUAGCAGCAGUGGUGGGGGGAGGAGUAGUGGGAGCCUUCCCAUUGAUUCCUCCCCUCACGCCUCCUCUCGCCUCCCCCAGCCUGCUCCUCACCAGGCUCCGCCUCUCGUUGAAAGCACCUUAGACCUACAGAGGCCAGUCCCUCGAAUAGCAACUUCCUCCACCUCAUCUUCUCCUUCCUCUUCUUCUCCGUCCUCCUCUUCUUCCCAGUCGAUGCCCCACCCAUUCUAUGCGAGCAGCCUGGCCCCAGAGCACCCAUCCCCUGCCCGUCCCAGCCCCCACAAACCUAGAGCCAGACCUGGGAGCUGUGAGAGGAGACCCAGUCAGUCCCCUUCCAAACUGUCCUCUGAGCAACCACCCCUGCAAAACCAGCCUUCAACUACCAAAGACCCAGCUGACCCAAAGCCCCUCGACCUCUCUGGAAGGCUGCUGGAGUUUGGCUUACCUCCCAAUGGCUUUCCUGUUAAGAUGGAGGCUCUGGGAUCUCCAGGGCCUCGGUAUGGACAUCUCCCCUGCAGGGAGCUCCUGAAGGAGACCCUCUCACCUCCCUCCCACUCUCCAUCAGGGGUCAGCAGCACUUCCUCCAAGGCCCAAGAGAGGCCAGAGAUGAUCAGCACUUUGCACUCCUCCUGGAUGGUGCCCUCCCCAACAAACACCUCCUCCCUGGGGUCCAGCCAUGCACAUCCCCGCCCCACAGCCCAGUCCCCAUCCUCUAGGGCUGGCCCAGGUGCCCAGGGGAAAGGCUCUCCUUCUGUCAUCAAACACAAGGCUCUGGAAAGAGUAAUUUCCCAGGCCCCACCUCAGGCCUUGCCCCAGCAACGCAACCCAUCUUGUCCUAAGGUGGUAGAGCCCAAUACUACCCCGAUACCUUCCAAUCACAAUCAUGCCUCCACAAUGCCCCCAUCCCCAAAACACAAUAAUGAGUGGCCGAAACACAGCCCUAGCCAAGCAGAAGGGUCCCCCAUGACUGGCCAUCUCAGGAGCUCCACUGAGAAACCCCUCAAAGCCCAGAAAAGGGCUGAGGCAUCUCAGGAGGUUUCUCCAUUUAACAAACGUCCCUGUCUGGAAAGUGCUAAUGGGCACCCGCCAAGCCACAUCUACCUGCCCCAGAGCGAGGGCUAUCUACCUCCUGGCCUGGCCUAUGCCAGCCGAUACUACUCUGUACCAGACAGCAUGGCCCUCCACUCUCUCCCUCUGCCAGGCAAGGGCCCUACCUACCCUCACCCAGUCCUGCUGGGCAGUAGCAGUCUGUACCCCUCUCUUCCCGCAGCCAAACACCCCACGCCAUACCAGAGCCAUGUAGAGGAGUAUCUCACCUACAACUCCCAGGAAAUGGUCCACCCUCUGAUGCAAACAAGCUCAGAGUCCCAGACCCAGGAGCGGACAGAGUCCCAGACCCAGGAGCGGACAGAGUCCCAGACCCAGGAGCGGACAGAGUCCCAGACCCACGAGCGGUCAGAGAAAUGGCCCAAGUCCCACACAAAGCUUGAUAAAGAGACAUUGGAGCCGGGAGGGAGCCAGCCCAGGAUCCCCUCCAAGGACAGGAUUGUUUGCAUUGAUCUAGUCCACUCCGACACAGAUGGGGAGUCCACUCCGACCAGCAACAAGAUGCCACACCCCAUCGUCAUCCCAGUCACCAGGGGCAACCAACAGAAGGUUGGCCAUGGCGAACAAAACACAAGGGACUUAGAACACGAGCCAAAACACCAACUGCACCGUCACCCCCGCCAUCAUCACCACCCCAGCCCAACUUCCAUCCUCAGAAACAUCCACUCAGACAGACUCCCAGACACCCCCUGUCUGAAAGUCUGGACUCUCCAGGAGACAAGCUGUUUGGAACGCCAGGGCCCCAUGGGGCAGCCGGAACGCCAGGGCCCCACGGGGCAGCCGGAACGCCAGGGCCCCACGGGGAAGAUGGAAUGCCAGGGCCCCACGGGGAAGAUGGAAUGCCAGGGCCCCACGGGGAAGAUGGAAUGCCAGGGCCCCACGGGGCAGAUGGAACGUCAGGGCCCCACGAGGCAGAUUAGUCAGAUCAAGGAGGGCCCUGAGGACCAAAGCCCUUCUUCAGACCCAGGGGACCUGGGGGAGCAGGACCAGAGUACCCUGCGCUGUGCCCGAACGUCUGGCGACCGCACGUCUGGCAACCCCGCAUCUGGCAACUCCACAUGUGGAAACCCCAAUUCUGACAACUUCACAUCUGGCAACUCCGCAUCUGGCAACCCCAAAUCUGCCACCCUCCAGCCUGUUGACCGCAGGUCUGGAGAACGUACAUCCGGAGUUUGUAGCCAUAUUUCUGUAGACCACACUGCUCUAAAUCGUGAACGCAUGGGAAGGGAUUGCACAGCUUCUUGCGACAACGUGUCCGGUGAGGGGAGAGUGGAGCUGGACAGACGAACUGUCCCCCACUCCAUUCAUCACUACAUGGACUUGGGAAAAGAGAGAGAGAAUGAAAGAGAAGGAGGGAGCAUUGGGGAUACGGAGGAGUCCCAUGGAGAGGGGGAUGAGGAAGAAGAGGGUGGAAGGAGAGGGUCACGAAGGACAAGUCUGACCAAAAGGAUUGCAAACUCCUCAGGUUACGUGGGUGACCGCAUCAAAUGUGUCACCACUGAGCUGUAUGCAGACUCCAGCAAGCUGAGCCGGGAGCAGCGCGCCCUGCAGAUGGAAGUCAUAUCACGAGAGGAGGGUAAUAUAAGCCGACCUGCAGCUAACUGGGAGCGGGCAAUGAUGCGGUUCUCCGAGCUGGAGCUGAAGGAGUGUGGGGGUGUGUGUGUGUCUGCAUCAGUGGCAGGACAGGAGUUGGCAGACUGCCAGCAAAGAGAGAGAGAUUGGGAACACUGCCAACUCUCCGCCAGGGAGGGUGGAAGGCCGACCUAUGGGAACAACAGAGUCCCAGUCCUCCAGAGGUGUGGGGCCCAGAGGGAGGGCCGGUCCCCGGGACAGGAGCCCAGAGAGGGGGCUAGAAGUUGUGUCAGAGAGGGUGAGGUUGGGCAAUGUCCCGCCCCUCUCUUGGCAUCGGCAGACAGGCACUCGAAGGAGGAGGAAGCGAAAGGCAUUGCAGCCGCUAGGAAACACACACACACACACACAGACACACACACACACACAGACAGACGCACACACACACACACAGACAGACGCACACACACACACACAGACAGACGCACACACAUACACAGCUUCCCAGACAAAGAGGACAACCAGAAGGAUGGACAGAAAGGCCCAGACAAGACAGUCAGGAGCAUGUCAGAUGUUUGUGUGCUGCGGAGUGGUGACCAACCAAAGACUCCUACACUGAAUGAGAAUGAUGAUGAUGAAGAUGUAAGGAAACUGAAGGUGUGUAUCGAGCUGAAGGGACUGUGCCUUCGUAAGCCCACUGCCACCUCCCCUGAGAGGCCAGAGGUCAAAGAGGAGAGGACAUGGUCAUCACAUCACAGCCCCUCCCCACUGCCCCGGCCACCUCCCCCGGCCCGGACCGUAGCCCAAGCCCCGCCCACACGAGACAGGGUGUUCAAGGUGGAACCGGAAAUGAAACCACUGGUACAGAAGCCAGAGAUCACCAAGAGCUGGGCCAGGGAGAUGCUGGCUAACGGCGAUGCAAAACGAGUCGGUCUGCUCCCGUCAGCCCAGCCGAGGCCCCACCUCAUGGGGUCACACUUUGACCGGGGGUCCAAGGAGCCCAGGAGAGGAGGAGGACUGGGGCCAGGGUCAGGGGUGGAGACUGAGGGGCACUGCCCCGCCCCCAUCGAUUCCCCCGCCGGAGAUGCCCCUCCUCUCAAGCUCCGUCGCCAUGGUGACCCAGACAAGCCCAAGGGCAAGCGGCCAUGUAAAACCAAACACACCAGCCAGAGGGAGAAGGAGAGGGAGUGGAGGAGGGAACAGCUGAACAGUAGAAACAACCAGCGUGGAACCACAGGUCUGGGAUCAGCUCUGGAGGACAAGAUCAGUGAGCAACGACCCUCAUCUCCCCUACAACACACUGGCGCUCCGGUCAAGCCCUGUUCCCCCGCCAAACGGCCGCCCCCCCUGGCCUCCCAGGUGACGGGCGGUGGGACUAUCCACCCGGAGGGAGGGGGGGUGAGGAGACCCCCACCUGCUGCGGAGCCUCCCGUAGUUCGGCCCAUCCCCCCCGAGGCACGGAGACUCAUCGUGAACAAGAAUGCCGGGGAGACUCUGUUACAGCGAGCGGCGCGGCUCGGCUAUGAGGAGGUGGUGUUGUACUGCCUGGAGAACCGUGUGUGUGAGGUGAACCACCGAGACUACGCUGGUUACUGUGCCCUCCACGAGGCCUGCGCCCGCGGCUGGAUCACCAUAGUUUCACACCUGCUGGAACACGGCGCCGACAUCAACUGCAGUGCCCAGGACGGAACAAGGCCUCUGCACGAUGCGGUGGAAAAUGACCACCUGGAUGUAGUGCGUGUGUUGCUGUCCUAUGGAGCGGACCCCACCCUGGCCACCUACUCUGGCCGCAGCCUGCUCAAGAUGACCCACAGCAACAGCAUGGAGAGAUUUCUCAAUGAUUAUUUUGCUGAUUUGCGUGGCCGCUCUGAUGAUGACCCAGAGAUCUCCUGGGAUUUCCACGGCAGCGCUGUGUGUGAGUGUAUGGAGGAUGUUGGUGUGUGUGACAUUUUGGCAGACCCCCCAGGACCAGAGGAGGAUGACGAGGACAGGAGGGAGCUCUUUGAGUUUGAGUUCUCUGACCGACCCCUCCUCCCCUGUUACAACAUCCAGGUGUCCCUCUCACAGGGGCCCAGGAACUGGCUGCUCCUCUCAGAUGUCCUCCGGCGGCUGAGGAUGUCAGCCCGUUCCUUCCGCUCCUCCUUUCCCCGCAUGGAGAUUGUGACGAUGGCUGAGGCAGAGUUCUACCACCAGGCGUCUCUUUCCCAACUGUUCUCCAGCCCAGACGAGCUGGAGGCCUUCCAUCCAGACAGCAAGGAGCUGCUGGACUUAGUGGAGGGCAACGCUGAGCUCGCAGCCCUGCUGGGCUCAACCCUGGAGUGCCUAGACGAUCGCUGGGAAGACCCACCAGAGGCUAGCGCUAACGUUAACACAAAGGCUAAUGUAAAUGGGAACAUUAGGGCUAUGGGUAAUGCUAAUGUUAAUGCUAAGGCUAAUGUAAAUGGGAACCUUAGGGAUUUCGCUAAUGCUAAAAGUAAUGCUACCGCUAAGACUAAUGGUAGUGCUAAUGUUAAAGCUAAGUCUAAUUCUAAAAUCAACGCUAACAGAAGGUCGUGACCCCAGAUCCUGAACUUUGACCCCACCCUGGGAUCUGCGAUGGAACUCCUGCUCUGGACCGUUGAAUAGAUAGAGCAGCAGAGACUGAAUGUGUCUGUCAAUCAAGCCAAGAUAGAGAGGCAACUGUAACUUAACAAUGGUCUUAUUUUUUUAUAAAUGUAUUAAUAUAUGUAUAAAUAUAAAAUAUAUAAGGAAACAUUUUCUCAAUUUCUCUCCGGCCGUUGUCCAAGAGAGUGUGUGUGGUUGUUGUCAAUGAAUGGAUGGUUGUGUGUUAGGAAGUAUGUCAUAAGUUCAUGCCGUAGUGUAUAGAUGCAGUCUGAGCACUGAGGCUGCAGUUUUGAAUGUGACUUUGAAACUCGAGAUGAUAGGAAGCACAUGACGAUCUAUUUAACAGACUGACAUAGGUGCUCUGUUCACCCUCAGGGGCUGUUUUGUACCUGUGUUGUCAAUCUUCUAAUUUAGUCUCUAAUUUCCCUUGCUAAACUGCAGAGAGAUGUUUUUGUAAAAUAUGAAAGUUUUAAAGAUGAAGAGAAAUAUUUGACCUUCGGCACAGAGCUUGUACAUAACAGGGUGGCUAUCACGGUACAGUAACAGUUUUACUGUUUGGUGUUCUUUGUUUUAACUUUGUAAUUAAAAUAUUUCAUCAUUUGUAUUUAUAUUUUACAAAAAAUGCUUUAAAAUAAAUCUGAAAUUCUGCAGGAUAGAAGUCUGCGUGUU
Molecule: messenger RNA, 7722 nt
Organism: Esox lucius (northern pike)
Lineage: Eukaryota; Metazoa; Chordata; Actinopteri; Esociformes; Esocidae
Product: BCL-6 corepressor
Exons: 15
Coding region: 763-7005 (2080 amino acids)
Biological process (GO): negative regulation of transcription by RNA polymerase II
Cellular component (GO): nucleus
Molecular function (GO): transcription corepressor activity; protein binding
Source: RefSeq, a predicted model, not a curated record